Molecule: messenger RNA, 1300 nt
Organism: Stylophora pistillata
Lineage: Eukaryota; Metazoa; Cnidaria; Anthozoa; Scleractinia; Pocilloporidae
Biological process (GO): calcium ion import across plasma membrane
Cellular component (GO): plasma membrane
Molecular function (GO): calcium channel activity
Source: RefSeq, a predicted model, not a curated record
UGUUGAUCCUGUGUAUCAUACCCUUGCGGUACACUAAAAGCAAAGCACAGUGGCUAGUGGCAUCGUUGGCUUUCCUGUUCAAUUUCCUGAGGUUAUUUAAGUUCUCUUGUGUGACGAGGACAGCGGGAUUAUACACAAAAACCUUGGCUAAGGUCAUUCAGCAAGACUUGACGCGGUUUAUUGCAGUUUUUAUUGUGAUCUUUCUUCCUUUUGGUUUUGCCUUGUGUUUAUCACUUCGUCAGGGUUCUUAUGGGUACCAUCAAUUUAGUGGCUUAGGAGAUGUUUUGUUGAGUAGUUUUCGCGCUUUGUUCGAACAACGACCAAUUACGGAAGACUACUCAAACAUCAAUUGGCUCUCAAUUCUGUUACUGCUGACGUACAUGGGGACUGUGAUCGUGAUUCUUCUGAACAUACUCAUAGCACAGAUGAGCACGACCUACAUACAGGCCAAGAAAGUCGCCCGUCUGGAGUAUGAUGUGGAUCGUAUUCUGCAGCUCAUGCGUAUGGAAAGAUGUCCUUUUUUGAAUUUGCGCGUCAAGUAUUACAAGGAAGCAGAAUGGAUCAGUGAAAAGAAACUUGCGGAAGAGCUUCUGGAAUUUAGUGAAGAUCGCAAUCCUUGGGAAUCAGUGGAAGAAAAGCUUAAUGCAAUACGUGAUAUGAUGAGAACGAUGGUAAAACAGAUGAGGCCCGGGAGAGAAUGAACAGCUGCUGAUUAAAAUGGUAGCAAUGGGACUCUGUUUUAAAUCAAACUGUUAUUCUUUGAAGCUUUAUUUCUUACUCCUUCAAUGCGAAAAUCUCGAGAAUUUUCUCCAGAACAGCUUGGAAAUGAAAACAAAUAGUGCAUGACCAGUAGCAAUUACAAAGAAGUAACAAAAACAACAGAAAAAGCAUCAAACAACCAUUGAGCAGUGGAGUGACGCAAAGUAGAACUAAUCGGGAUUUCUCGAUACGUAAACAGACAUGUCAGCUUUUCAAAUUGAUUUAUUCGCCUGGGUUAUGUGGCUGUUCCAAUCCCCACGGGGGGUAACGAGCAUAGUUGUAAUUGGUAAAGAAGACAAGUUGAAAUUUCAUUUUUGUGACCAGAAACAUUUCCAAUCAAAGAGUUACAUGAUGCCUUAUCUAGAGGUUUUGGAAAAAAAAAUAAGAAAAUACGGCAGCAGAUAAAGCUAAGCAUGUGAAUUUUUUUCACUUUCAGUAGGUUCGUUUUGCUCGAGACGAUUAUGAAGAAACUUCGAUCCAGUUUAAAAAAGUGUUAUCUUAACUGUCUAGUUGUCCACACACGUUCAUGCAUGCAAACGUG